Molecule: messenger RNA, 1053 nt
Organism: Suillus subalutaceus
Lineage: Eukaryota; Fungi; Basidiomycota; Agaricomycetes; Boletales; Suillaceae
Exons: 9
Coding region: 1-1053 (350 amino acids)
Source: RefSeq, a predicted model, not a curated record
AUGACCACUGAAGAUUCAACUUCCAGCAUCCCGAGCAAACGCGCCACGUCAGCCCUUCAAAUGGGCCUCUGCAAAAAGUAUCCUCUUGUAUCACACGGGCGCCACUUCGGUCGAACGGUGUUCGCGUUAUGCAACUAUCCCUCUCUGCUCACCAAUGGAGUCCUUAGGUUAGAACAAAUGGAAGACACUCCUCUGGAAAAUUUCUCGGCUGAAGAACGACGCGAGCAUCGCGUAUUCGAACAGCUCUUAGACUCUUACCCUGGCCUAUUAGAGCGACUUAGGAACGGUUCCGAAGAGGAAAUUCUGCACGUUGGAGAGCUAAUUGGCAAGGGAGCGUCAGGCGCGAGAGGUGACGACACUAAAUCUUUGAAGUCUGCAAUACUCGAUUGGAUUUCCCCGAAAGGAGCCUCGAUCCAGCCUCCUUUACAUAGGAACUCGAAGAUCGAUCGUGGAUUCAACCAUGAACUUACCGGGUCACUACUUUGCCCCGCAGGGUUAGACUGGCACGACCCAGAGACGAGAGAGAACCUGCGCAGUGGUGAAAUCUUGGUCUGCGGAGACCAAUGGCCCGUUUUCUUAUAUGCCAAUCAGACCUAUGACGAUGAGGAUCCAUGGUGCGGCCUCCUCAGGAGUCGCUUGCUGACAUCUGCUUAUAAGCAUGUCUUCACAUCCCCAAGCUCGGUCGACAAGGACCCAAAAGCCACGCGAUCCGGAAACGCUCGCCUCCAUGGCAUGAGCUGUGUCACCAUCGCCUCCAUCGCCUAUAUUGCUACUCAGGUUCGAUUUGCGCUAAGCUCGUCCUCGGUGUUUUCACGAAGCGACACAUCUACAGAUUCAGAGACAUUCUACCACAGCCUCCUCGACCUUUUCGAGGACCCGGACGAAUCUAAAGAAGUUGACGAGCUACUAAUAUGGUGGAAUCGUCAGGUCUUCCCUACUUCCUCUGCCGCCCAGCGGCCUAUUAGUGCCAACAGUGCCCUAUCGAAAAUACGAAUCAAACGUCUUGCGACAUUACAUGUCAUGAACAUAUGCCGUCAGGAUUGGGAAGGCUGA